AUGUCGUGGCAAGAAUAUGUUGAUAACCAGCUUAUUGCAACUGGAAAAAUUUCGAAAGCAGCCAUUUAUGGUCAUAAUGGCUCAUUGUGGGCCACUUCUCAAGGGUUUUCCCUGAGUCCUGAAGAAGUUUCUUCUCUCGUGGAGGCAUUUAACAAUGCUGAAAAAAUUCAGGCUAACGGGAUAUUCUGCAACGGCCAAAAAUAUUUUGCCCUUAGCCAUGAUGAAUCAAAUAUUCACGGUAAAAAGGGUCAGGAGGGUGUCGUUGCAGUGAAGACAACCCAAGCUCUUAUCGUUGGCCUUUACCCUGAGGGUAUCGCUCCGGGUGCAGCAAACUCAGUAGUCGUAAAAUUAGGGGAAUAUCUGACUAAUCUAGGCUACUAA
Molecule: messenger RNA, 381 nt
Organism: Acaulospora colombiana
Lineage: Eukaryota; Fungi; Glomeromycota; Glomeromycetes; Diversisporales; Acaulosporaceae
Source: the annotation of a GenBank genome assembly